Molecule: messenger RNA, 712 nt
Organism: Saccoglossus kowalevskii
Lineage: Eukaryota; Metazoa; Hemichordata; Enteropneusta; Harrimaniidae
Product: synaptonemal complex protein 3-like
Biological process (GO): meiotic cell cycle; spermatid development
Cellular component (GO): synaptonemal complex
Source: RefSeq, a predicted model, not a curated record
AUUCAUUUGCACAAUGCCCAAGAAACAACCGCAGAAACAGCAAAAACCACAACCCGUUUCUGAGGAAUCUGUGGAAGACGCAUUUGAUUUUGAUGACGAAGAAGAUAACCAACAUGAAACAACUAGGGAAGAUGAAACACCAACUGUUCCGUCAAGAUCGGGAAAGAAAAGAGUGUACAAUGAGCUAACUGAUGAUGUUGGUGGUGAAGUCCAUACCUUAUUAGACAGAUUUGGUUCUGAUAUAAGUAAAUCAAUAGUUGCCAAACGAAAACGCUUAGAACUACUCACACAGCAGUCAUUGAAGUGCAGCAAUCGGAAGGUAGAUGACAUUUUCAAAGGUCAAAAUGCUGAAAGGCAGAGACUGAGUGAUGAAUACUGCAAGCAGGUGAUGAAUGUGUUUGAGCAGUGGGGUACAGACAUCAAUAAAAUGAAAGACCAUGAGGAUAAACUACAGACAUUAUUUCGUCAGCAACAAAAGUUGUUUCAACAAGCCCGAAUUGUACAAGGCCAAAGACUGAAAACUUUGAGGCAGCUGCAUGAGCAGUAUAGCAAGGGGAUGACUGAUUUGGAGUCUCGUCAUCAAGAUCAACAUAGCAAUGUACAAGUAGAACUUCGAAAAGAAAUGAGCUUGCUUCAGAAGAAAAUCCUAAUGGAUACACAAAAUCAAGAAAUGGCUAAUGUCCGUAAAUCCUUACAGUCAAUGCUGUGGUAA